CAAUGUUACAAUCUUGCUACUAUGGCAUCUGCCACAUACGUUCUUGAUGCAUUGUUGCACCAACUUUUUGACUUCUCGCGCCAUAUCAUGAUGACGCUAUCACCGCAUACCACUCGUCCAGUACACAACACGUUGACAAUCAAGUGAACGUUGCCGGUCGUCGACUUUCACACCCACGUUACAAAUCGGCGGUGAUUCUGUACUUACCAUUUUAAUUGGCAUCCUUCUGAUACGAAAGCCCAAUUGCAAUAACAGAGGAAGAGAACGUUAACGAAUUGAUUGGAAGAAAAGCCCACGCAACUGCAACAUCUACGUGGAGUGCACAGCUCUCCCUUCGAUUACCAAACUUGAAGCACUAUGCACUGGGCCGCAUCAGAGAACUCAUUGAUUAUAUAUCGGCAUAUAUGACAAUAUCUGCGGCUCACCAGUCCUCUGAUGGCCCGCCAUAUGUAUAUAUAGCACGACUGUCAUUGGCAUGCAUCUACCAAGUUCGCCUCUCAUUCUCAUCCAUUCUCUCCCAAUAUGAUCAUAGUCUCAAACGGUCCCGCUUCGUGGCCGGUCAUCAAUGCAAAUCGUUUGUACAGCUAUUUUGUAGGUUCGUAGAGAGCAGUCGGAUGUUGAAGCUGAUUUCUCAAUCUAACCUUGGCUGCGGUUUCAUAGUUGCCGCCUUCGUUGGAGUCACAUAUGAUUGGGCACUCACAUUCGGACAGGAGGUUGAAUUGGUCUGGAGGCAACGCUGGUCGUUAGUGACAGUUCUGUAUCUCAGUGUGCGCUACCUUGGAAUCUUCUUUGCUGCCCUGACCAUGCUGAUCAAUGUUCCGACCAUCUCGCUGACAGAUAGAGUAAGCUGGAAUAUGUCCGCCAUAUGGAAUUGGACGGGUAUUAUGGCAUUUGCAAUGCUGUGGAUCAUUAUUAUCACUCGGUUAUAUGCCAUGUAUCAACGAUCCAGAAAGAUCCUGAUAUUGCUCAUUGUCACCUCGCUGGCUAGCUCCAUCUGCAUUGGAGUGGCAGCUGUAAUAAUAACGGUACAUGCUUCAGUGGAGGAAUACUAUCUCUCCGGCACCUACCAGUGUUCGAUUGGCUUUGGGGGAGAUCUCCCACUUCUGACUGCUGUUAUGUGGAUACUCAGUACUGUGUGGGAGGUCUUCACACUGUGUCUCGCAGUCUGGAUUGCAGUAAAACAUUUCCGUGAACUGCGACAACAUCCGGCAGGAGGGAUUAUCGUGGACUGUUUCACGGUGUUGAUGAAAACUCACGUGCUUUUACUUUGCGAGUUUUGUUGCUGUUUCUUGCCUCCAGCUCAUUGUUCCAAGAUUGUCAACGGUAUGUCAAUUUUUCGCUGCCCCUGCGUGCUACCACGGUUUAUCGUCUCCAUAGGAUUCACCGGACGUCCAGAUUUAUUAUGGGUUUCUUCGGAUUUUGGAGGUCGUGCAGAUGUUUAUUCUGGGACCACGCCUGAUCCUUGGCGUCCGAGAAUUCAACGCGAAGCUCGUGGCCGAUUCUGACGCAGCAUCUGUGAUGACCUCAAUCGCUUUCCAGGAGCGUGUGCAUAU
Suillus plorans is the source of this 1553-nucleotide messenger RNA. RefSeq lists its product as uncharacterized. The transcript has 12 exons. NCBI's taxonomy places the organism in Eukaryota, Fungi, Basidiomycota, Agaricomycetes, Boletales, Suillaceae. The record is from RefSeq and is a predicted model, not a curated record. Bases 405 to 1505 code for a protein of 366 amino acids.